CAAGCGGGGGCUAGAUCUUAAGUUUUCCUCAUGCAUCAUUAGAUGAUUCAUAACAACGUCAAGAUGUCGGGACGAUCAGGCCGUGCAGAGACCAGGAGUCGUGCUAAAGAUGACAUCAAAAAGGUUCUGGCUGCCAUCGAGAAAGUGCGGAAAUGGGAGAAGAAAUGGGUGACUGUUGGAGACACGUCCCUGCGCAUAUUCAAGUGGGUGCCGGUGACAGAAACAAAGCAGAUCUAUCGCAGCAAAUCUACUGCAGGUGGAGACGUCAGAGGACUCAAAGAUGUGGUGCUGGAAAACACAAACUCUUUGCCAGAUUUCGCUGAUGAAAAUAGCAACCAGAGCUUUCUGUCUGACGUCUAUCAUGCCAAGAUGGACAACAACAGCAGCAGCACCUCCAGCUCACAGCAGGUCAGCCCUCCUCAUACCUCGAACCUCCGAACUGAAGACUCUCAACCGCCAAUGCUCGGCCAGGAGAUCGUGGAUGUUCACUCUGGACAGGAUGGAGCAGAUGAGCCUCCAACUCUGAUUAAGGAAGAUCUUCUAUCAUCAGGCACUGGCAGACGGAGCGCCCCAGACACGCAGGAAGAAUCGGAUGAGUCAGGAGCCCCUCCCUUGAAGAAGAUUUGCAGUGGAGAAAAUACCGUUUUAAGAUAGUUGAGUUUACACAUCAGCGUACAAAACGUAUCCCUAACUGGCCAACAUUAAGGCUCUGGUGUAUUCUUUAUAUACCCUCAACUGGCAUUUCAUUUUCUGUACAAUUUUAUCUUGGUUUCAAGCAUAUUUUUCUUUGUAUUUUAAGUAUGCUCGUCAUUUUUUAAACUGUCUUUCUCCAGAGGAGGAAUAAUUUGAAGACUAUUAUUUUUUGUUUUUAUGAAUUACAGUAAAUCUACACAUUUCAGAAAUGGUUUCUACUAGAAUGCAGGCGAUAAGAGAUCUGUCCGAGGGAAGAGCUUAUACAGUAAGAAGGGGAUUCAUAUGGCCCCAUUUGUCGCGGUUUACCUGACACAUGACACGUGAACAAUUAGGGGUUGCACUAUCCACUUUAGUCGCCAGACGGCAGUAGAAUGUUGAAUAUCUUAAAAUGUGUUUUGUGGCAAUUUCAACUUUGACCACAGCGCCAGUUGCUAUGUAGAGUGGUGCUUUCCAUCAUUUCCAGCAGACUGCAUUGCUAAAUGAUUAACCCCUCCCUCUCAUGUGAGAUCCACCCAAGAAUGGGACCAUAUGAAUUCCUUCCCUACUGUGAAACAGUGUCACACUGUUGAGAUCUUUAGUAGAGGGUCCAUUGCCUUGCUUAAGAGCGCGUUAGCAGGUGCACAACACAAUUGCGUAUUGUAUGAAUGGAGCUCUACCACAUGAUACAAAAUUAAGCUAAAAAAUAAGCAAUUUGAUGUGUUAAAAAUGUUUCUCCUUUAAUCAGGGGAGUCCAGAGUGUGCAGCUUGUUUUUAAUUGGGCCUAGAGUAUUCUACAAAUUAUUAUUAAUGAGAUGUAUUAGAUAUUACACAAAAAGAUUUGUCACUUAUAUCACAAAGCUAAAAUGUACAUGUUUUGUUCAGAUAGCUUAGCAUAUAUUUCCCUAUAUUGCAUCUUUAAUGCACAAAAUGCAUCAUUUAUUUAAAGUUUAGACCAGGGACCAACUCAACUUUUGGUCUGCGGACCUGUGUUCAGUAACAUGGGCUGUUUGCGAUAGAGUCUUUUGAGGGGCUCUAUUAAGUGAACAAUAGUUUGUUUGCAAGCCGUUCUUGCUUUUUAUUUGGACGUUUCAAAAAUAAUUUGAUUUCAAGGGUUCAAUGAAGACAACGACACCAGCCAAAGGCUCAACACAGUGCCAUGAAAAGGUAUUUGCCCCCUUCUCAAAUUCUUAUUUUUUUAUGUUUAAGAUCAUCAAACAAAUGUAAGUAAACAAAGAUAACCCAAGUAAACAUAAAAUGCCGUUUUUAAAUUGUGAUUUUAUGUAUUUAAGAAACAAGUAUUCAAAGCUACCUAACCCUGUGUGAAAAAGUACCGCCUAACCCCCAACCGGAAUUUAUUUUAUUUUUUGCUCAGAAUUAUUUUUAUUUUUUUUUCCAACCUGAAAUUUCUUAUUUUCGUGACCAGAAUUUCCCUUAUUUUAAUGACCAGAAUUUCCCUUAUUUUUCAUAAUUUUCCCUUAUUUUUCAUCAUUUUCCAGACCAGAUUCCCCCCCCCCCCCACCAGAAUUUCCCUUAUUUUCUAAUACACCCUUCUCAGUGGCCUAGUGGUUAGAGUUCGGUAGGUUGUGAGUUCAAACCCCUGGAGAAUCGGGGCGCAGUGGACCGUACAUAACAAGGUGCUAGAAAAAGCGCCGCCUGAUGCAUGAACAGUAAAAAAAAAAACAGUUUUCAAGACACAGGCAAUGCUUGAGCUCACAAAAAGGACCUUAAAGGGAUGAUUACAGCCAGCUGGAAUUUGGGUGUCCCAUUCAGUAGAAAACUGUACAAUUCCACUCCGUUUAUACGCCUUACUCGGUGGCCUAGUGGUUGGAGUGUCCGCCCUGAGAUCGGUAGGUUGUGAGUUCAAACCCCGGCCGAGUCACACCAAAGACUAUAAAAAUGGGACCCAUUACCUCCCUGCUUGGCACUCAGCAUCAAGGGUUGGAAUUGGGGGUUAAAUCACCAAAAUGAUUCCUGGGCGCGGCCACCGCUGCUGCCCACUGCUCCCCUCACCUGCCAGGGGGUGAACAAGGGAAUGGUUCAAAUGCAGAGGACAAAUUUACACCUAGUGUGUGUGUGACAAUCAUUGGUACUUUAACUUUACUUUUAAAUUUCCUCCGAAACCUAAAAAGUGGUUGGGCCACCCUUAGCUGUAACAACUGAAUUGGAAAGU
Nerophis lumbriciformis (worm pipefish) is the source of this 2842-nucleotide messenger RNA. It is a transcript of the gene bcl7bb, whose product is annotated as BAF chromatin remodeling complex subunit BCL7B b. The record is from RefSeq and is a predicted model, not a curated record. NCBI's taxonomy places the organism in Eukaryota, Metazoa, Chordata, Actinopteri, Syngnathiformes, Syngnathidae.